CGGUGUUCGCACGCAGAGAAAAAGUUUGACUGGGGUGUGUGUGCCACAUCUGGAAUAGUAGCUCCGCGGUUAGAGGCUGUUAGAGCGGGAUCUCACUGGUUUAUUUCACCAACGCUCCAUUUCACCUAUUUUCCAAGGAACUCUAUUUCUCAACUUAUCUUUUGUAAGUUUGCCUUUUUGUGAAGCUUUUGCAUUUCUGAAUCCGCCUCAAGAUGCUGCUCAUUCUUCUCGGAGUGCUUGUUUUGCACCUUAUCAUUCUGGUGCUUCUGUUUGUCUCAACGGCGGCAAACGCGUGGACUGUAGGGGGCACCAGCAGCCAGGAUCUUUGGUACAGAUGCAUGACCGUCAAUGGUGGCUACCACUGCCAAGCCGCCAGCAAUGAAGACUGGAUCCAGGCAGUGCAGGCUCUCAUGGUGCUGUCCGUGCUCUUCUGCUUCUUCUCCCUCAUCGCCUUCCUGUAUCAGCUGUUCAGACUGGUCAAGGGCGGACGCUUCUUCUUCACUGCCGUCUUCCAGAUCCUGGCCAGUCUGUUUGUGAUGUGUGGAGCCAUCAUCUACACGGUGAUGGCUCCUGACGAAGGGGCGGGCACCUCCUACGGCUACGCCUACGUCUUGGCCUGGGUGGCUUUCCCUCUGUCCCUCAUCAGCGGCCUCAUCUACAUCAUCUUGAGGAAGAGGGAAUGAGAGUGGUGACGUAGAGAGGGGACAGAGUGUCUGGGGUGGAUAUAGCAGACCCUAGCUCACCCAUAGUGCGCAAUCAAAUGGGUUAUUUUAUGAUAUCAGAGAACGCCGAUCGCGGUCGGCAACCUCUACUCUAUUUCCGCAAAACUGCAUAAAAGUCGGAACAUUGACGUCAUUGAUUGGGAAGUCGCGUUCUGUGUCGGUCCGAAGCCGAAGUACGAUGCUAAUGAUCCAACUUUUCCGAGUUUUUUUUCCGUGGAAACGCAGUAGAGGUUGCGUUCCGCGAUGGAGCAGAACUCUCCUAUAUAUAAAAAGUUUAAAGUUAAAAUACAGUUCAAAUAAAGUGCCUACUGCCCACAGACCAUCUAGACUAGCGUCCAAACAUCGGAGAACAAGUGCAAUGCAGUCGCUUCGUAGUAAAAUGCCAAUUGAGACGUCGGGUUGUCAUUAUUUUCGUAAACUAUCACUUGAUCCCAAAACAAAUUAUGCCGGAAAAAAAAGAAGAAAACAUGACAAACUCACAUCAAUGCCUCGUCUCAUUUGAAAGCCGUAUUCGUCCAUAGCAACACUGCGGGAAGUUUAAGGGUGUCCUCCAUAGCAACAGCGCGGGAUGUUGUAUGGUGUGGCCAUUUUUGAUUCGGUUUAAAACUGGAUCAUUCGCGUCGACCCCACCCUGCCUGACAACAUCACAGGAACCCAAAACAAACCCAAAACAACUGCCAUGCCGCGGUGCAGAGAUGUACAUAGUGUCUGUGGUUUUUAGACAUAUUUAUAACAUUCUUUUUUUUACAUACCUUUUGUACAUAGUGUUUUCAAGUUAAUUCCAUAUUGCUCAUGACUGAUGGCUCAUGAAGACUCAUACAGCUGCACCAAAGAGAAAUACAGAUACAGCUGAAGUGUUAUGCUUUUCACUGGGAUUUAUUUCUAGUUUACCCGCAGUCAUGUCAGAUUGUUACUCCCUUUGUAUACUGUGUCUUGACUUGGAAUAUCUGUGUUAAUGAAGGAAUAGGACAAUCUACAUCCUCAGUGGAUGGGACGUGUUUAUAAACUAAUGAAGACAUUCUGAAAUAUCAUUCUAUUUUGAUGUGCCAAAUAGCUUUUUUUUGUAUUUCCAUAUUUUUGGUUUUCUAUGUUUUCUAGUUUUGGAAAAUGGUGCUUUCUAAAAAAACCUACCAUUCUUGAAUUGUAUAGCAUACUAUGUGUUUCAAUUUUAACAUUGUUAGUAACUCUCAUGAUGUGUGUUUGAAAUUCUUUGUACAAAUAAACAAUUUCUUUGUCAGUGUAAUUCUAAAUAAAACGUAUUAAGUCAA
Gadus macrocephalus (Pacific cod) is the source of this 1990-nucleotide messenger RNA. RefSeq names its product peripheral myelin protein 22a (gene pmp22a). Gene Ontology annotation, cellular component: plasma membrane. The record is from RefSeq and is a predicted model, not a curated record. The transcript is spliced from 5 exons. NCBI's taxonomy places the organism in Eukaryota, Metazoa, Chordata, Actinopteri, Gadiformes, Gadidae. The coding region runs from base 213 to 683 and encodes 156 amino acids.